UUUUUUUUUUCCUCAUUUACUAUUGACAAAUUAGCACAAUUGACAGUAUACCUCCUUUUUAGCAUUAUGAUGGGUUCAUCAGAGUUAACUUUACCUUCAGAACUCGGUCAUCAUCUUACUGGCAUGGACAAUAUGUUUUUUCAACUGGAACAUCCACGAAGAUUAAUGACUAUUUGUAGUGUAUGGAUGUUUGAACAAAGAUUGGAUACAACUUUAAUAUUAGAUGCUCUGGAAAAAUUAUGUUCUCAUUAUCCAAGGUUUUGUCUUGUUCCCAAGCAUGGAUCGUUACUGGAAACACCAAUCUGGUCAAGACCACGACGCAAUUGGAAAUAUAGAGAUAAUCUUAUAUUUCAUACUCUGAAAUCGCCUACUGCUGCUUGUUUACAACAAUACACAGCUUCUCAAUAUGUGAAACCUUUUGAUGGAGACAAACCAUUAUGGGAAGUACACUUUAUCUCUGGACUAGAAAACAAUCAAUUUGCCUUUUUAUGGAAAGCUCAUCAUAGUAUGUCAGAUGGAGUUGGAAUCAUGAAAGCAGUACUAGCCACUACUACAUCCUUUGAUGCCAAAAAAGAAACAUCACAUUUAAUACAACAGUUAGAUCGAAGGAAAUCAAAACAAAUGAAUACCUACAUUUUUGGAUCAUCACAUACAUCUGACAGCAGUAAUAUUCAUCAUCCAACCAGAGCACGACGUCAUCAAAUAGCACGCGAAAGAUAUGAGCAACAUCAAUACGAAAGGGCAAGACGGAAAUUCGGCGUCCUGUGGCAACAACUAAUGGUAUGGUUUCUUUGGAGUUGGCAGUUAUGGACAAUCAUCAAGUAUCAAGUGUAUCACGAAGUAUGGACAUUAUGGCUAGUCGUGGAACCCCUCUUACAGCAACUGCAACAUGUAUUAUUACAAUUACUACUAUGUCCAUUGAUAUUAAUCUCACCGACAACCAUGAAAAGGAAACGACUCCCAAGGGCGAUGACAUACGAUGGCGAACAGACACAUGGAAAACUGAUUGCUUGGACAGAUGAUAUGGACGUAGCGGAUAUUCACAUGAUUCAACGGGCAUUUGGUGGUAAAGAAAGUACAUUGAACGAUGUGAUGUUGAUGGUAUUUGUACGUACUAUUCGACGUUAUUUACAACAAUAUUAUCGACCUCAACAACAAGCACGACCAAAUACGAACUUUGAACUUCGCAUCAUCAUUCCUUUAUCAUUUCGCUCACCUACUGACUGGACGAUGAAGAACAUUGUGACGGGCAAUAUUGUAGGAAUCGACGUUGAUUCAACCUCCUCAUCUAAAAUGCUAAAACAAGUACAUCAACGUAUGAUGACAGUCAAACGAUCACUGAUGCCUCACUUGAUGUACAGUGUUAUCAUCCAAACUAUCCUACGGUAUUUUCCUUUUUUCAUGACUUUGAUUCCUACUUGGAUGCAACACUUGUAUACCGACGUACCUCAUGCUAUUUUCACCAACAUUGCCGGGCCUAUCGAACCAACUUACUUUGCUGGACAACAAAUGACUGGCUUCCAUGUAUUACCACCUCAAACUGGAAAGGGUUCCAUCAGCGCUGGAUUGGUCUCCUAUUGCGACAAGGUCAAUGUCUCCAUGCUUACCGACAAUCAUCCGCAUUAUCCCGACUUGGCCCAUAUCCUUUGCAAGAUCUUUGUUGCCGAAUUCAAUGCCUUGGUUAUCGAAGCAAAGAUGAAACCUGAGGAUGAUAUGUCAUAGAAAUAGUGUUCAUCAUGUUUAUUAUGUAGGACCUUAAUAUAGAUGAGUGGUAUCUUGUAGUAUAGAAUAAAAAAAAAAAUUGUAGAAAUAAAAUUGGGGUAAUUUUUGAAAUAAAAUGAUGGACGAUACAAAUGAUGGAUAAUAGCUAUUAUGAUAAUAAGAAGAACAAGGCAGAAAAUAUUGUUGCCUAUUUCUAUUGAUUUGAAAGUAAUCACAAAAAAAAAAA
Halteromyces radiatus is the source of this 1948-nucleotide messenger RNA. Its product is annotated as wax ester synthase-like acyl-CoA acyltransferase domain-containing protein. Gene Ontology annotation, molecular function: diacylglycerol O-acyltransferase activity; long-chain-alcohol O-fatty-acyltransferase activity. The record is from RefSeq and is a predicted model, not a curated record. Gene Ontology annotation, cellular component: plasma membrane. The transcript is spliced from 2 exons. The coding region runs from base 67 to 1722 and encodes 551 amino acids. NCBI's taxonomy places the organism in Eukaryota, Fungi, Mucoromycota, Mucoromycetes, Mucorales, Cunninghamellaceae. Gene Ontology annotation, biological process: triglyceride biosynthetic process.